UGAUUGGACAUUGGACGAUUGUUCGCGACUGACGUCCGAGAACUCCGAGACUGCAUCUGCAUCGAAGCGUUAUCCGCCAUUACUUCAAGAGCACUUUCGACAUCCGGUCGGUUUUUUUUCUAUCGUGUGUUCUGGUGGUUCUGCUGUCUCUCGCCCGGGAAAGAAUGGACCCCGACGAAUUUGAGGCUGUUCCCUUUGUGGUUAGGAACGCUGAUGCCCUUGGCGCCGAUUUUGCUGCGGAACUCCUCCGCCUGAAAUUGAUGGCGGACAGAUUCGGCCUCGCAGUGCCUUGCUUGAUGACGACUCUGUCGUGGCUUUAUUUGGUUCGUGGAACCACAAGCACCUCGUGUUCAUCGGCGGCCCUGGCAACUCAAAGGCCGCCUACAAAAACAUGAUCUUGGAUAAGAUCCUGGAGUCUUCGCUGCUCUUUGAACAGCGUCAUGCAGGAGGCCCGCAUGAUGGAAUGGACACACUUCAGCUGGAAAUCAUGAGGGCCGACUGCAGGAACAGUGUCAGUCGAAGGAUGAUUCUUAUCCUAAUGGACGCUCUUCGUGUUCCAUUCUCAAUCACGGAAGACAAGGACGUGCUGCGUGAGAGAGCAAACGCACUCAUGAUUGCUCUGAGUACCAACACCUCAUCGCGCAGUACGGGCUUCCUCCUCCUGCGCCUCCCAUGCCUGCUGUGGUGGCGGCUGUCCAAGGUGCUGGACCAGCCGUUGGACCAGGAGGUGAUGCCCAGCAUGUGGGUGCAGCUGAUGAGCAAAUCUAGUUUUCCCUUUGUAAAGUGCUAUUUUUAACUUUGUGGCCUGGUGACUUUGAAGUUGCCUGUUAAAAAAAAUUACCUUCUAAGUUGAUGUGACGGAUUAAAUUUGAAUGAUGAUGCUUCUU
Molecule: messenger RNA, 887 nt
Organism: Neocloeon triangulifer
Lineage: Eukaryota; Metazoa; Arthropoda; Insecta; Ephemeroptera; Baetidae
Exons: 3
Coding region: 392-796 (134 amino acids)
Source: RefSeq, a predicted model, not a curated record